AUGUCCGGAUUGGAGGCGACAAGAGAGUUGCGUAGGUUGGAGUCGCUUGGUCAAAUACCACCGCAACGUAUAAUCGCAUUGACUGGGAAUGCACGAAAAGAACAGUUGGAGAAUGCAAUCAAUGCUGGAAUGGACGAAGUUAUGACCAAACCAUAUCGACUACCAGAAUUAUUGGAGCGUAUUCGGGCCCGUCGAGCCUAA
Molecule: messenger RNA, 201 nt
Organism: Acaulospora colombiana
Lineage: Eukaryota; Fungi; Glomeromycota; Glomeromycetes; Diversisporales; Acaulosporaceae
Source: the annotation of a GenBank genome assembly